AUGUCCGCCAAAGACGAUAUCCCUGCCAUUUUCUUGGACAAGAUCUCUCCCAGAGGUCUUGAGGCCAUUGAGAAGACCAAACGUUUCGUGGAAGACUACUGUUUGCCAGCUGACGAUAUCUACUUCAAGCAGAUCAAGACCGAUCCCGCAGUUAGAUGGAAAUAUACUCCCGAAAUCACGGAAAAGUUGAAGAAGAAAGCAAAGGAACUCGGGCUCUGGAACAUGUUCUUGUCUAAGCACUACAAGGAAGGACCCCAGUUCACUAACUUGGAGUACGGGUUGAUGGCUGAGUACUUGGGCAAAUCCUUUGUUGCUCCAGAGGCUACCAACACUGCAGCUCCAGAUACCGGAAACAUGGAACUUUUUGCCAAAUACGGAACUCCAUACCAAAAGGAGAAGUGGCUCAAGCCAUUGUUGAACGGAGAAAUCAGAUCAGCUUUCUUGAUGACAGAGAAGGGUGUUUCUUCAUCGAAUGCCUUGAACAUUUCGACUAGUGCCAUUAAGAACGCCCAAGGCAACUACGUUCUUAACGGUGUCAAGUGGUUUGCUUCUGGAGCUGGAGAUCCCAGAUGUUCAGUCUGGCUUGUCAUGUGUAAAACCACCGACGACUCCAGCAAGCCAUACUUCAACCAUUCUGUCUUGAUUUUAGAUCCCAAAGUCGCUAUUGCUUCUGGAAAAGCCAGGGUGGUCAGACCUUUGCAUGUGAUUGGGUACGACGAUGCGCCCCAUGGCCAUUGUGAAAUCGAGUUCACCAACUACGAGGUUUCAGCUGAAGAAAUGAAGAACACCAUUCUUGCUGGUGUUGGCCGUGGUUUUGAGCUCAUCCAGUCCCGUUUGGGACCAGGCAGAAUCCAUCACUGUAUGAGACUGAUUGGUUCUGGCGAGUUUGCUUUGCUCAAGACAGCACACAGAGCCAACAACAGAAUCAUCUUUGGCAAGCCCUUGGCCAAUAGAGAGUCCUUUAUCACAGCUUUUGCUCAACAUAAGAUCGACAUUCAGAAGUGUCGUUUGUUGGUGUUGAACGCGGCCCACAAGAUUGACAUCACCAAUGCCAAGGGUGCCCAGAAGGAAAUUGCCAUGGCAAAGAUCGAGACUCCAAGGACAGUGUGCAAGAUCAUAGAUUGGGGCAUGCAAAUGUUUGGUGCCGAAGGGUUAUCUCAAGACACUGAGCUUGCCAGAAUUUAUGCCAUGACCAGAAUAUUGAGAAUUGCCGACGGUCCAGAUGAAGCUCAUUUGAACCAGUUAGGUAGAAACGAAGCAAAGAAAUUCAACGAGGCUGAUGCCUUCUUUGCUACCUAUGAGGCAAGCAGAGCCAGAUUGGAAAAAUUGUAG
Molecule: messenger RNA, 1332 nt
Organism: Scheffersomyces stipitis CBS 6054
Lineage: Eukaryota; Fungi; Ascomycota; Pichiomycetes; Serinales; Debaryomycetaceae
Gene: ACD99
Exons: 1
Coding region: 1-1332 (443 amino acids)
Molecular function (GO): flavin adenine dinucleotide binding; oxidoreductase activity, acting on the CH-CH group of donors
Source: RefSeq, a predicted model, not a curated record